Oryza sativa Japonica Group (Japanese rice) is the source of this 5364-nucleotide messenger RNA. Its product is annotated as isoleucine--tRNA ligase, chloroplastic/mitochondrial. Lineage: Eukaryota; Viridiplantae; Streptophyta; Magnoliopsida; Poales; Poaceae. Gene Ontology annotation, cellular component: mitochondrion. The record is from RefSeq and is a predicted model, not a curated record. Gene Ontology annotation, molecular function: ATP binding; aminoacyl-tRNA deacylase activity; isoleucine-tRNA ligase activity. Gene Ontology annotation, biological process: mitochondrial translation; isoleucyl-tRNA aminoacylation.
CUAUACAAAACCGGUCACAAUAGGUCCCUCGGUGGUUUUGGUCCCGGUUUUAUCCUACGUGACUGUUGAGUCAGCGUGAGACCCACGUGGGACCCACAUGUCAGCCUGUCCAGGUCAGCUUCUCUUUCUUUCCCCUCUUCUCUCCCUUCCUCUUCCAGUCUUCCCUCUCUCUCACUCUUCUCUCUAGGGCUCUGGGCAGGCCGGCGGACCGACGAGGCGAGGCGGGAGAGGAGGUCCGGCGGCCGGUGGCGGCGGCGGAGACGACGCGGGAGCAGGGGAGCAAGUCGGCGACGGCGGCGAGAUGCCCAUGGCGAGGUACUGGAGGCGGAGCUCCGUCGGGACGGGGAGCGGGACGAUGGCGGCGGACGGCGGGCACGGAUCGCGUCGCCCGCCCGUGGCGACGCCAGCGCCGGCAUCGCCCGCCCGCACGCGAUCUCCCCCACCGCCGAUCUAAUGAUCAGCACUAUGCACUACAUGGCAACCAUUGGUGGUAGUGUGGUACUAGUCGUGGCUAACUAACUGGAGGAUUUCCUCAUCAUUCCUGUAAGUAAACAGCAGCAGUCAAUUCACAACAAUGGCAUCUCACCGUCACCUUGAACACAUAACAGGUGCUGAAGGGUUUGGUAGUGACGAUGGGGUCAUGCAGUGUUGUUGCCACUGCCCACUGGUGAAGGCUUUCACCAUCGAUUGCUGCGGCAUUUGCUUCAAGAGAUUCCUCAACGUCCAUAGAAUCGACUUCUGUCUCAUCAGACUCCAUUGGCACUUCAAAGAAUUCUCUCUUUUCUGAAUCUGAAGAAGACCAAUUAGAUGCCGUGGCAAUUUGUGGUGGCGUCCAAGGAACUAAAGCCAAGAAGUUGCUGCACCCAGGAGAUUUGUCCUCCAGCCCGUGAUAGUUCCUUUGCAUAAAAACCUGAUCUGAAAGAUGAGAAAGAAAAUGGUGAGAAGCAAUUUCAAGGUAUGGAUGAUAAUCCUGUCCUGACAUACAGGAGAUCUUGGUGGGACUCGAUGAGGAGGAGGGCCGAGGGCACCAGCACGCAUUGCGGCGAGCCGCAUGGCGCCGGGCGGUAGGAGGCGGAGGCGGUCAGGUUGAACGGCGACGAGGCGGCGCGUCUGGCCGCUGACAGGGGAGAAGCGCAAUGGUGGCGCUCUGCCCCUCGCUGUCACCUCCCCGGUCCCAUCUUUGGCCGCCGUGGAGCCCCACUGCGGCCGCCACCGCCGCCGCCGUCGCCGGCCAUCGUCACGGCGCCGCCCUCCUCCUCUUCCGCCUUGCCCCACCGAGCUCCGGGCCGGCCGCCACCCUUCAUCGCCAGAGUCACGACCACCAUCGCCUCGCCAGUUCGCCGCGCCGAGCAACAGGAAGAGAGGCAAGAAAAGAGGGGAACAGAGAAGAUGACGUGUCAUACUGACAUUUGGGGCCCACGUGGGUCCCACGCUGACUCAGCAGCCACGUAGGAUAAAACCGGGAUUAAAGCCAUCGAGGGACCUAUUGUGACCGAUUUUGUAUAGUUAAGGGACCUCGUAUAUUGGUUUUGCGAUUUGAGGAUGUUUUUUUAUCCCGAUGACAAAUUGAGGUACCUUCGGUGCACUUUUUCCGCGCAACAAUGGGGACCAUUACCGCGGACCGGCCCAAGUUGGCCCAAGUGCACUAGCCCAGCCACGAGUCAAUCGGUGUCACUGAACAGCGGGCCCCAGGGAGAACGGCGCGUUCUGGGCCCCACCCUGCAGCGACUCCGGCUCGCUCGAGCGAGACAGCAGCCAAACCCUCCACUCCUCGCUUCUCCGGUGGUUCUCUUCUCUUCUCUUAUCCCCCGGAGACGCCGCUGCGGCGCCACCCCCUCCUCGCCGUGGACCUCGGGGUGGGAGCGUGGCGGCCUGCACAGCCGGAGCUCAGCUCGCCCGCCGCGUCGGAUGGACGCCGCCUCCUGCUGCCGCGUCUUCUCGACGCAGAGAUGCCGCUUCCCGCUGCGGAGGCUGGCGCCGCCGAUUUCGCGGCGGCCGUUCGGCACGGAGUCGACGAGUGAGCUGUUCGCCGCGUCGACCUCGAAGCGGCGCUCCCGGGGGCCCGUCAUGGCGGCGAAGAAGGCCGCCGAGGGUGCUAAACAAGAAGAGGGGAAAUACAAACACACGGUGGAUCUACCAAAGACAACUUUUGGCUUGAGAGCUAAUUCUGUUGUGCGGGAGCCGGAGCUCCAGAAGUUGUGGGAGGAGAACCAGGUGCUCAAGAGGGUAUCAGAAAGGAACACUGGGGCUACAUUUGUUCUCCAUGAUGGUCCUCCUUAUGCUAAUGGUGAUCUUCAUAUGGGCCAUGCACUGAAUAAAAUCCUCAAAGAUAUUAUAAACCGUUACAAGCUGCUUCAGAAUCACAAAGUUUCUUUUAUUCCUGGAUGGGAUUGCCAUGGCCUUCCAAUCGAAUUAAAAGUUCUAAAGUCACUGGACAAGGAAACAUUGAAUGCUCUGACACCUAUAAAAUUAAGGCAGAAGGCUGCAAAAUUUGCUAAAGCGACGGUUACUACACAAAUGAAUUCUUUCAAGCGGUUUGGUGUAUGGGCAGAUUGGGACAACCCUUAUCUAACUCUGUCACCAGAGUAUGAAGCUGCUCAGCUAGAAGUUUUCGGCCAAAUGGUUAUGAAAGGAUAUAUCUACCGCGGGCGAAAACCUGUUCAUUGGAGUCCGUCAUCACGUACAGCUUUAGCAGAAGCUGAGUUGGAGUAUUCAGAAAAUCAUAUUUCCAAAAGCAUGUAUGCUGCAUUCAAGAUCACCAAUCUGUCUAAGCCUGGGUUGCUGGAGGAAUUUCUCCCUAAUUUAUGCCUAGCCAUAUGGACCACUACUCCAUGGACGAUUCCUGCUAAUGCUGCUGUUGCUGUGAACCCUGAGCUCACUUAUGUAGUAGUUGAGCUGCAAUCUGUACUAGAAAGUGAAUCAACAUCUGGUGGAAAUCAACGAAAGCUUGGGAGUAUUUUGAGCCCUGGGAGUCAGAAACCAUUUAUCAUCGUGGCUGCUGAUCUUGUCUCAGCUCUAGAGUCCAAGUGGGGUACAAAGCUUAUAAUCCAGAAAUCAUUUCCUGGGUCAGCCUUGGAGCACUGCAGGUAUAUUCAUCCUGUGAAUGGCAAUGAAUGUUCUGUUGUUCUUGGAGGAGAUUACAUAACAACUGAAUCUGGCACUGGCCUUGUUCAUACUGCCCCUGGCCAUGGUCAGGAAGACUACAUAACAGGUUUGAAAUAUGGGCUUCCUAUUGUGUCUCCUGUGGAUGAUGAAGGAAACUUCACUGCUGAAGCUGGACAAUUCAGUGGUUUAUCUGUUCUGGGAGCUGGUAAUGCCGCGGUUGUGAAUUAUCUGGAUGAACAGUGUUCUCUCAUUUUAGAGGAGCCUUACAAACACAAGUACCCCUAUGACUGGCGGUCUAAAGAACCAACAAUAUUCCGAGCAACUGAACAAUGGUUUGCCUCGGUGGAUGGUUUCCGUAAUGCUGCAAUGGAUGCAAUUAGGCGAGUAUCUUGGAUUCCUUCUCAGGCUGAAAAUAGGAUUGUGGCCAUGACUUCAAGCCGUUCUGACUGGUGUAUUUCGCGGCAGAGAACUUGGGGGGUUCCUAUUCCGGUCUUCUAUCAUGUAGACUCGAAUGAACCUCUUAUAACUGAAGAAACUAUUGAACACAUCAAGGGUAUAGUGUCAAAGAAAGGGAGUGAUGCCUGGUGGUAUAUGACAAUUGAGGAACUUCUUCCUGAAAAAUAUCGUGAUAAAGCAUCUGAGUAUCGCAAGGGAACUGAUACAAUGGACGUUUGGUUUGACUCUGGCUCCUCAUGGGCUGCUGUUUUGGCACAAAGAGAUGGCCUUAAUUUUCCAGCGGAUAUAUACCUUGAAGGUUCAGACCAACACCGUGGAUGGUUUCAGAGCUCAUUGUUAACCAGCAUUGCUACUACAGGAAAGGCUCCAUAUUCUAGUGUUAUAACCCAUGGUUUUGUACUGGACGAAAAGGGUUUCAAGAUGAGCAAAUCUCUUGGUAAUGUGGUUGAUCCUGAGAAAGUAAUUGUUGGUGGUAAAAAUUCAAAGCAAGAACCUGGCUAUGGAGCAGACGUUCUUCGGCUAUGGGUUUCUAGUGUUGAUUACACUGGAGAUGUGUUGGUUGGUCCACAAAUUUUGCGCCAAAUGUCUGACAUGUACCGAAAGCUACGAGGCACAAUGCGAUUCCUAUUGUCGAAUCUCCAUGAUUGGAAACCAGAAAAUUCUGUGCGCUACAGUGAUCUACCGAAAAUUGACAAGUAUGCACUUUUCCAACUGGAAAAUGUUGUGACUUCCAUGAAGGAUAGCUACGAGAACUACCAAUUCUAUAAAAUAUACCAGAUCCUCCAAAGAUUUGCUAUUGUUGAUCUCUCCAAUUUCUAUUUGGAUGUUGCAAAGGAUCGACUCUAUGUUGGUGGCCGAGUUAGCUUUACAAGGAAAAGCUGUCAGACAGUCCUCAGUGCGCAUCUGCUCUAUCUUGUUAGAGCCAUUGCCCCCAUUAUGCCACAUCUAGCUGAGGAUGUAUGGCAGAACCUACCGUUUCAACACACACUGGAUGAUGGAUCUGUUGCUGAGUUUGUUUUUAAUCUAAAAUGGCCAGUUAAGAAUGAAGAAUGGCUCUCGGUUCCAAAGGAUGAUGUUGAUUUUCUGAGUGUUAUCCUCGAGUUGAGAUCAGAGGUGAACAAAAUUUUGGAGAGUGCUCGAACAGGAAAGCUGAUAGGCUCUAGCUUAGAGGCAAAAGUUUAUCUCCACGCGGAAAAUGCUAACACAGUGUCCAAACUAAAGGAGCUGGUUUCGGCAACCAAUGACGCUGAUGCUCUGCACCGCCUGUUUAUCACAUCUGAGGUGGAGAUCCUUCCUUCCGUAAGCUCCGAAACUACAUCUGGUGUAUCCUACACUGGAACUUUUAGCAGUGAGCGCACCGGCAACAUCUGGAUUGGUGUGACUCGCGCCGAUGGCGAAAAAUGUGAGAGGUGCUGGAAUUAUACCCGAGACGUUGGAUCUUUCCUUGACCAUCCUACUCUUUGUGCCCGGUGCCACGGUGUCAUUGAUCUGCCACCAGUUCCUGCUGCCGCGGCUGUCAGCUGAGGCUGCUCGAGAGUGACAAGGACCACUAUCAGCUUCAUUUGAAGAUUAUAGGUGGAAUUAAUUGUUUUUGUUCUACAAUUUUGUUCCCCUCUGACCGAUGAUGCUAGAGGAAGGGGAAACUUGAAGAGGGUUUCGGAAACUUAGUUUCUAACUUCAUUUGUUGCGUACAAUAAGUUGUACCUUGAUUUUUGACCAUUGCUUGGCUUCCUGGAGCUGUAAUUGUAUAUUUGUAUUGCAGAACUCACACGGAUUAAAGAUGGAAACAGUUUUGCACACGAA